AUGGUUAGGACACGAGGAAAUUUGUCUAGACGUGGUUCAAAUGAUGCACCCGAGAGUUCCAGACAGGGUGGUGCACGGAAGAGACCGACAGCUUCGGCUCGUAAAGGGAAUGAGGUUUCCGACGUUCCUCAGGAGGACGAGCAGGGGAUUGAUAACGAUGGUGAAGGAUUUCCUGGUGGUCCAUAUGAUACAUCUUUAUUGACCCGGUACGAGGAUCAUGUUGCACGCAUGAUAUGGGAUGGUCAGGAUCGAGUUGUGAAAGUGGUCUCCCAUAUUAAAAAAGUGAAGAAAUUAGGACGUCCUCACCCUUCUAUUGUUGCACCUUUUGUGUUAGCUUCUGGAUUAUCGCCUCUGUGUGAUAUUUUAUAUGAAUAUAUCGAUCUUGGGUUAGUAUUGGGUUUCGUGGAGAGAUGGCAUCCCGAGACUAAUACUUUUCAUCUACCCAUUGGGGAGAUGACCAUCACUUUAGAUGACGUAUGGUCACUUCUCCAUCUUCCCAUCAGUGGAAACUUUUGCUCGACUAAAAAUCUUGAAUAUGAAGAUUCAGUUGAGAUUUUGACGACACUUCUUGGUGUUGACCGGGCCAUGGCUUGUAUGGAGCUGAAUCAAAGUCGGGGUGCACAGGUCCGACUUAGUUGGCUGAGAGAGUUGUAUGACAACUGUUGUGAAAACGAGCUAUGGGAGUUUGCUGCACGUGCAUAUCUUUUGCACCUUGUAGGGUGCACGAUAUUUGCUAACAAAAGCGCCACCUAUGCUUGGAUAUACAAGCGCUUCCCUACAUUGGGAAGGAAGCAAGUACGGGAUACAUAUGUGGAGACCGAACCCCGUGCUCUACGUUAUGUCAUUGGACGCGUCAUUUCCGCUAUAGCUGAUGUUAGAGUCCAGUUGGAUGGCUUGACAUAUGAUGGGAUGAAUUGGAACCCAUAUGUAGCACAUAGAGCUGCUCGACAACUUGUAACACAUGGCAUGUUUUCUGGCUUCCUGAGGGUUGGUACCCUCGUACACCGUCAUCUGCCGGAGCGUGUGUUGCGACAAUUUGGCUUCAUGCAGCCUAUUCCACAAUGUUAUGAAACGGAAUCUCUUUUGUAUUCCGUUUGGUAA
This is a messenger RNA of Vigna unguiculata (cowpea), 1101 nucleotides long. The record is from RefSeq and is a predicted model, not a curated record. Lineage: Eukaryota; Viridiplantae; Streptophyta; Magnoliopsida; Fabales; Fabaceae.